Zalophus californianus (California sea lion) is the source of this 10311-nucleotide messenger RNA. It is a transcript of the gene SOX5, whose product is annotated as SRY-box transcription factor 5. The coding region runs from base 900 to 3152 and encodes 750 amino acids. NCBI's taxonomy places the organism in Eukaryota, Metazoa, Chordata, Mammalia, Carnivora, Otariidae. Gene Ontology annotation, cellular component: nucleus. The record is from RefSeq and is a predicted model, not a curated record. The transcript is spliced from 20 exons. Gene Ontology annotation, biological process: regulation of transcription by RNA polymerase II; positive regulation of chondrocyte differentiation; cell fate commitment. Gene Ontology annotation, molecular function: RNA polymerase II cis-regulatory region sequence-specific DNA binding; DNA-binding transcription factor activity, RNA polymerase II-specific.
CUGCAAGGCUGGCACUUCAGCGUCUGGGUUAAAAAUAUUUUAAAGCAGUAAAUGCAGUCAGUACAGAGAGAUCCCUGGGAGCCUUUCUAUUCAAAAAUGUGUGAGCUCAGGGCAGCGACUGCAAUGUAAUUUAGGGCAGUGUAUGCUUCAUAGCUUUGGAGAAUAUUGCUUCCCACUAAUGUUCCAUCAGAGGAUGGUAGGAUAGUAGUAAUUUUAGAAGGUGGUAUUCCUGUUUGUCUUACAUCGAAAACUUCAGAAUAAAUAAAAGGACAUAUCAACUGAGCAAGAAAUGUAACUAUGGAAAAGUACCAAUGAAUCUAAAUUUGAACUGAACAGAUACAAAAUCAGCAUGGGUGUAGGAAUAUUUUUAAGGAGGAAGCUACACCAAAAGCGACUUCCCAGGGAAUGGAUCUCACAGUGCUCAGAGAUGGAGUGAACUGUCUGUGACAUUAAUAUGAGGACCAGGAAUUUCAUCUUAUUCAUAGAGGUGGCCUGAAGACUGUUUUACUCUGCACUUUCAGCUUGGGCUAAGAUCUGUAGGAUGAACAGAGUGUACCAGCCUAAUCCACAGAUUGGCUUUUUAAUCAGUCUGCAGUGUAAAGACAUACUUCAAGAGGAUCCUUAGAAGUCUUGGACAAACUUACCCUUAUGUGGCAGGUGCUGUGCUCGCCCCGGGUGACCCAAAGAUGAUGACACAUAUGUUCCUGUCCACAAGGAGCUAGCGAUCCACUGGGCAUUCCUCUUGCUGAUGACACAAUUCCUGUGUGAAUCUGUUUACAAGAUUCUGAAAACUGAACAGAGAAUUUUGGCACUGCACUGGGUAGGAAAAAGCUUUACAAGAAAUAGAUAACAUCAAGGACAUCGGGAGUGGGAGAGAUUGGACUGGGAGACUCAGCAGGAUGUCUUCCAAGCGACCAGCCUCUCCGUAUGGGGAAGCAGAUGGAGAGGUAGCCAUGGUGACAAGCAGACAGAAAGUGGAAGAAGAGGAGAGUGACGGGCUCCCAGCCUUUCACCUUCCCUUGCAUGUGAGUUUUCCCAACAAGCCUCACUCUGAGGAAUUUCAGCCAGUUUCUCUGUUGACGCAAGAGACUUGUGGCCAUAGGACUCCCACUUCUCAGCACAGUACAAUGGAAGUUGAUGGCAAUAAAGUUAUGUCUUCAUUUGCCCCACACAACUCAUCUACCUCACCUCAGAAGGCAGAAGAAGGUGGGAGGCAGAGUGGUGAGUCCUUGUCCAGCACGGCCCUAGGAACUCCCGAACGGCGCAAAGGCAGCUUAGCUGAUGUUGUUGACACCUUGAAGCAGAGGAAAAUGGAAGAGCUCAUCAAAAAUGAGCCAGAAGAAACCCCCAGUAUUGAAAAGCUACUCUCAAAGGACUGGAAAGACAAACUUCUUGCAAUGGGAUCAGGGAACUUUGGUGAAAUAAAAGGGACUCCCGAAAGCCUAGCUGAGAAGGAGAGGCAGCUCAUGGGUAUGAUCAAUCAGCUGACCAGUCUGCGAGAGCAGCUACUGGCUGCCCACGAUGAGCAGAAGAAACUGGCUGCAUCUCAGAUCGAGAAACAACGCCAGCAAAUGGAGUUGGCCAAACAGCAACAAGAACAGAUUGCAAGACAACAGCAGCAGCUUCUGCAGCAACAACACAAAAUCAAUUUGCUUCAGCAACAGAUCCAGGUCCAAGGUCAACUGCCGCCAUUAAUGAUUCCCGUGUUCCCUCCUGAUCAACGGACACUGGCUGCAGCUGCUCAGCAAGGGUUCCUCCUUCCUCCAGGCUUCAGCUAUAAGGCUGGAUGUAGUGACCCUUACCCUGUUCAGCUGAUCCCAACUACCAUGGCAGCUGCUGCCGCGGCAACACCAGGCUUAGGCCCGCUCCAACUGCAGCAGUUGUAUGCUGCCCAGCUAGCUGCAAUGCAGGUAUCUCCAGGAGGAAAGCUCCCAGGCAUACCCCAAGGCAACCUCGGUGCUGCUGUAUCUCCUACCAGCAUUCACACAGACAAGAGCACAAACAGCCCACCACCCAAAAGCAAGGAUGAAGUGGCACAGCCACUGAACCUAUCAGCUAAACCCAAGACCUCUGAUGGCAAAUCACCCACAUCACCCACCUCUCCCCAUAUGCCAGCUCUGAGAAUAAACAGUGGGGCAGGCCCCCUCAAAGCCUCUGUCCCAGCAGCAUUAGCUAGUCCUUCAGCCAGAGUUAGCACAAUAGGUUAUUUAAAUGACCAUGAUGCUGUCACCAAGGCAAUCCAAGAGGCUCGGCAGAUGAAGGAGCAGCUUCGGCGGGAGCAGCAGGUGCUUGACGGGAAGGUGGCUGUUGUGAAUAGUCUGGGUCUCAAUAACUGUCGGACAGAAAAGGAAAAAACAACACUGGAGAGUCUGACUCAGCAACUGGCAGUUAAGCAGAAUGAAGAAGGAAAAUUUAGCCAUGCCAUGAUGGAUUUCAAUAUGAGUGGAGAUUCUGAUGGAAGUGCUGGAGUCUCAGAAUCAAGAAUUUAUAGAGAAUCCAGAGGGCGUGGUAGCAAUGAACCCCACAUAAAACGUCCAAUGAAUGCCUUCAUGGUGUGGGCUAAAGAUGAACGAAGGAAAAUCCUUCAAGCCUUUCCCGACAUGCACAACUCCAACAUCAGCAAGAUAUUGGGAUCUCGCUGGAAAGCUAUGACGAACCUAGAGAAACAGCCGUAUUACGAGGAGCAAGCCCGCCUCAGCAAGCAGCACCUGGAGAAGUACCCCGACUACAAAUACAAGCCCCGGCCGAAGCGCACCUGCCUCGUGGAUGGCAAAAAGCUGCGCAUUGGUGAAUACAAGGCAAUCAUGCGGAACAGGCGGCAGGAAAUGCGACAAUACUUCAAUGUUGGGCAACAAGCACAGAUCCCCAUCGCCACUGCUGGUGUUGUGUACCCUGGAGCCAUCGCCAUGGCCGGAAUGCCCUCCCCUCACCUGCCCUCGGAGCACUCAAGCGUGUCCAGCAGCCCAGAGCCUGGGAUGCCCGUUAUCCAGAGCACUUACGGCGUGAAAGGAGAGGAGCCACAUAUCAAAGAAGAGAUCCAGGCUGAGGACAUCAACGGAGAAAUUUAUGAUGAGUUCGAUGAGGAAGAGGACGAUCCCGAUGUAGAUUAUGGGAGUGACAGUGAAAACCAUAUUGCAGGACAAGCCAACUGAUAAGGGUCAAAAGAUUGUUGUGACCUUAGGACUUAAAGAAGCCCUAGCUGGUUCAUCCUUACCAGUGGCCAAGCACAUUAACUUUCUCAUACACUGACUGUUACUUUAACUGUUAGUCUUAAAUAGUUGGGACAUCAGCUGACUAAUAGACCUCAGCCUCAAAAGGCUUGGAAAGGAAAAAAAAAAUACAAGCAAACAACAAUAUCAACAACAAGAGAUUGAAAUAAGCUAUGGGUAAAAUAAUGCCAGUAAUUCAGCUGCUACAUCCAAGCACUGAAGUCUUACCCGUCAACUUUUUUUUUUUUAAUAAACUUUAUGGCUGUUUGUUCUACAAUGUUCUAGAAAUUCUCACUCAGGUACACAGUGCCAACAAGUGGCUUGUGAAUGUGUUUUGUUGUUUUGUGCUACAAUUUUUAAAAAGAAAUAAGUUUUGUUUUGUUUUUUGGGGGUUUCUGGGUUUUUUUCCUUUUCUUUUUCUUUCCUUUCCUUUUUUUUUUUUUGUAACGCACCUGACAGAAAAAAAGAAAGAUGAAUUUCUCUUUAUUUCUCUCCACCUUCUCCAUCUCUAUACUUUAAAGAUGGAAGUCUGUGCAUGGGGGGAAAAGGGAAAAAGAGCCUGUUUUUAACUUCCUUGCUAUCCACCACAAAAUAAGCAAUUGUUUUCUUUAGAGGACUUUCUUUAUCUAUUGCACACCACACUACAUCUUUGAGCAAGUGCCAAAUUUGUACUGAAGUGUUGACCAAGUUCCUUUUCUUUUUUUUUUUUCCUUUCCUUUUUCCUGUUCCUUCUUAAGUUAGGACAGUGUUAUAUCUUAGACAAUCCCUUGAAAAACCUGAAAUACCAGCAGCUGGUGAGAUUUGACUUUUUUUUUAAAUGGAAACUGUAGGUGCUGUUCUCAGGUGAAAAGAGAGAGAGAGAGAGACAUAAGAAAUUUAGAGAAAAAAAUAUUUUCUGAUCUUGGAUUUUUGUGUGUAUGUAUGUGUGUGAUUAUGGUACUAAUAGGAAUAACAUUGAACCAUUGUGAGUUAAACCCACAUCUGGGGAUGAAAUCCCACAUCCUCCUAAGUGACUGGUCUGGAAGCAACCUUGACCUUGACUUUGCACUUCAAAUGACAACCAAGAUAGGGCUCAGAAAUUAUAUUUUUAAAUUUCUAAUACGAUUAUUAUUGGAUGGAUCAGGCAGCCCUGUGUAAUCGAGGUGUGCGUGUAUAACAUGGAAGCUACUAGCAAACUGUUCCCAGAUGUCCCUUCUUCCUGGUCAGUUUGUUCCACUAAUGUUUGCUACUUAAUGAUUUCUGUUUGUUUUCCUAUUGAUAACUUCGAGCAAAACAAUCAUUGUUUUCUUUGACUGUAUUUGGUCAUUUUCCAAAAACACAGAAUUAGCUUAUUUCUUCAACAUUCCAUCCUUUCCUGAUUAGGAAAUGGAACUGAUGAUUUUAUAAGGUAUUUUUCAUCUCUCCAUGAAAUGAGGCAGAGGCCAUUUGCAUUUCACAGUUGUGGGCCAUGUGCAUCCCAUACCAUAAAAAGCAGGAUUUGAUUAAAAGUCAUUGCAGCCCGACAAAAUGGAGCCUGGCUGAACCCAGUGAGCCUUGCCACCACUCUUCCCUCGCCGUAAGAUGAAUCCACUGAAGUCCAAUUUGGGGUUCCAGCAGAGUAUGUGCAUAGAGCAACAACCGAUGGUGACAGAACUGCUUAUUUAGAUUUUGCCAGCCAAAUGCCAAGGCAGUUAUAGGGCUUGUACAAAUAAAUGCAAAAUCAUUUAAAGUCAAUUGCCAUUAUUUGUGCUGAAGCAUCAGACAAUAAAUACUCCAACCAGUAGCUUGGAUGUGCUAUGGUUUUCACUCCAGUCAUCAUUUUCCUAUCCCACCCCUCAAACCUGACCCAAAAGUUUGAUUUUUACAUAUAAAUAAGAAAAAAAAUCUCCUUUUUAUUUUUCUCUCUCUCAAAAGACUUGCUCUGGGGUUUUGCUUGGAGGAGCUGAUCAUAUCCUGCAUGUCAGAGAUUUUGUUUUGUUUUUCUGUUUGUUUUUGAUGACUGUAUUUUCAUUUGAACUGCCUCUUUUUGCUAGUGUUGUAAUGAUGAUGAUGAUAAAAUAAUAAUAAUAAUAAUAGUAAUAAUAAUAAUAAUGGUCAGCUGUUCCCAGAUUAGUAAGUUAUGUAUAAUUUAUUUCUCCCUCUCUAUUUUAUUCUCCUCUGAUUUGGAAGUGCAGCCAAUAAGCUGUUAGAUAUUUAAAACAAAUUUCCAUCUUCCAACUCAUAUAUAUAUAUAUAUAUUUAUACACACACACACACAUUCACCCACACAAUUUUACUUCGCCUGCAAUAAGUUUUCUCCUUUUUAAAAAUUUGGCCCCAACAAUGUCAAGUUCUGGUGUUUCAUACAAAGGAGUGAAUAGGAGGGUUGUGUUCAAUCUUAAUUAACUUAUGCUCUCAUCACUCAUUUAGUUAUUUAAUUGCCACAGUCAUCUAGAGCCAAUUUUUUUUUGUUUGUUUGUUUUUAAGCACUCUGGAUAAGGAAAAAAAAUAGACACUCGUUUUAUAUCGUUAUGUACAAUGUGAAAACAGAUUUUUAAAAAUUUGUUCUUCGUCUUUGUUAACAAAUUCUUUCUGACUUAUGUGGGUUCACCUCUCACGUUUGCUGGAUACUUAUUUUACACCACGUUAUAAAGAUGCUUUGUUUUCAUUUCAUGACUUUGGGCUACAAGAAUACUUUGUUUUAGCUCCAGGUAGAUGCCACUGAGGGCAACCACGGCUGAAACCGAUUCUAACGCACUUACCAGUGAAUUGACAAAACACUUCUGCUUGGUCUUUUUUUUGUUUGUUCUUUAUUUUUUAUUUGAAGGGGAAAGCGAAAUUGUUAAUGAUGACCCUUAACUGCUGAAAUUCAGAAGUUAAUUUUAUUUAGUUAGGUUGAUGUCAGAGAGGCUAUACCGUGCGUGGACAAAAACAGGAAGUCCAGAACCCCGCGUUCUGUUCUCGUGUUCUGACAUAGCAUUCACUGGGUAUCGCAGUUUCUUUGCCUUAGUUUUCCCCAGAAGAAAACAACAAGAAAAAUUACACUGAUGUUUAAAAUGCUUUGAAGUCAUUUGAUAAAAGGUGCUAUGAAUAGCAACGUAAUGUGUUAACACAUUGCCUUUUUGGCAUUCGAUUGGUUUAUCAUUUUUGUAAAGGAUCCUAAAACUUUGUAUUCUCUCUCUGUGCCCCAUGAUGAUCAAAAAAGCUAAGGUAGAGGAAAUGAGAGUAAGAUCAAACUGAGAUGAAGAUAACAUUUCCCUCCUCUAUCCUUUCCUGCCUCCCUGUUCACAUCUCUCUCUCUCUCUCUCUCUCUCUCUGUCUCACGCGCACACGUGCAUACACACAUGCACACACUCAUCCCGGUACUGAGGAAUAAUCUUGCCUGAACUCUCAUUUUAUGGCUAUUAUAAUCAGUUCCUCCAAAAAUAGUCAUGUUUUAAUAUGAACAUAAGAGAACAUCACUGAAGAAAAGAGGUUAAAGUUGCUCAUUUACAAGUUACUAAUAAUUUGGCUAGUUACUGCAACUGGAUAAAAUACAAAACUGUUCUUCAGUACGUUUAUUAAUUAGUUAAACCAAAUUUUAACAUUUAUUUGGCAUCUGCUUUUAAAAGUUAACCAUGUAUAAAAUCCCUCCCAAAGAACAUAAUUAUUAUUGAAACCAAAUCCUCUUAUAAGAAACGAUUAUAAAAGAGUUUUCUUUGAUGAAAUUAUUUCAUAGAUUUGAUUUCAGAGUAGACUUUUACCUUAAUUCACUUAAAGAAAAUUAUCUUUAACUAUUUUGUGGUCCCAAUUUCAGAUAUUUUCUUAAUCCAGAAGUUGCCACUGUUCCCAGCAGAAAUCUCUUUUAUCACAUUUAAAACGUCAAAAAAUAACGUUCAUUCAUUCUAGUGGGUGAAUUAUUGAAUUGUAACAAGCAACUGUAUAUUUGCAAACAGGUUUAUAAAAUAUUUGUCUAGCAAGUUAAUAGUAAAAUAAAAGUUAUGGGGUCUGCAAGGAAAAUUAUGAAGCCCACUUAAAGUGGUUCAGAUAUCUCUUAUAGGGCAUAAGUUUUUGUUUAGACAGGCUUUUACAGUAUUUAAUUUUAAAGUUUCCUACAACUGUCAGUUUCCCAAGUUGAAGAUGCUGUUGUGUGAAGUUUCCUACUGAUUGAUUCCUGUCCUUCCCAGUGUUUCUGUCCCUGGUUCACUGAAACAGUAUUUAUACGGCUCCGCUGGCUCUAAAGUUCUUAGUCCUUCUAACGUUUUGGAUUUCACGAGUCAAAAUGGGGAAAAAAAGUAGAAAAGAGACAAUCAAAUGCCUGGAGCUUAAAACAAAGUAUGUGCAACCUACCAUCUCACUUGAAAUUUAAUAAAAUAAAUAAUUAUGUAAAUAUAACAUAGAGUUAUAGAUUUAUAUUUUGUUCAUAACACAUAGUGUAAUAUAAGUUGUAUAUUUUCAUGUUUUUGGUUUUAUGUUACCAUUCAUGCCACAAUAAAAAGAAAACAGGAGUUUAUGUACUCUUAAAAAAAAAGAUGUGGGUUGCCACCAACCUGUUCUUUUGUUUGUUUUUUGUUUUUUGUUUUUGCAUUCUCUUUUUUCAGUAUUACUGCCAUGCAAGGCACCAAUAAAAACAGCAAAUGUGUUCUUUACCUAUUAUACUGUGUUUCUUUCCACCAUUCUUGUUAUGAAGGUAUAAUCUUCAGUUUUAUUAUGGAAAGAGUAAAAGUACGGAAAAUAAUUUCAUUUUCAAUAUAAAUAACCCCGCUUCCUGAAGUGGACUUUGAACUGAGAGCUAAGGAUUUAAUUCUUAGCGGUGGACAUUGCAAGAAGGACCACCAGAACUUACAAUGCAUCUCAUCAUACAGGGAUCUAGCUUCACUAUAAUGUCAAAAGAUAUCGCUCUCAUAUGCAAUUGAGUCUAAUACUCUUUAAAAUCCUACAGCCCGAAGCACUUUUAAUGUUGUUUUCCUAAGUUUGAUGCUAUCAUGGGGGCAGGGUUUCUACACUUUAAAAUUAUAUUUUAUCCUGUUGUUUGUAUAGAAAAAAUGUAAAUUUCAGAUUGUGAAAUUACUAAGAACUAUAACUAAUAUUCACCUUGCUGGCAUCUAAUUUAGAAUAAUGGGUAUUCCUAAAUACCCAUUAGCCUCUGGAUUCUACCUUCAACUUUUUAAGCAAAUGUGAAAAACGAGAAGCCUCCUUUCCUUCUGAUGACCAUUUUUGCUCUUUUCCACCAUAUCAUGUUUUUCUAUCUUGAUAGUUCUGUGUGUAACCGGUUCCUGUAGGGGUUUUUGUUUGUUUCCUUGGUUGGUUGGUUGCUUGCUUGCUUGGUUUUUAAGUAAGUACCAAGAUGCUGGGUCAGAUAGCAUCUGGUUCAAAUGAAUAUAAAUUAAGUAUAUAAAGAGGAUAUACUCUAGUAACACUCAGCCGGUUGUAGCCCUUAACUGAAGUAUUUUACAAAGUCUGGUCCAUGGACCACCUGCUUCAGAAUUAACUGUUCAAAGUGUAGAUUCCUGGGCCCGACUCCAGAUGUAGUGAAUCAGAAUCUCUAGGGAUAGAGAUAAAGCUGUUGCUGUUUAACAGCUCCAGAUGAUUAUACGGCAUACGCUGGUAUCUCAAAACAACCAGGAGGUGGGGCUAUUUUCCUCUCCUAUUGACUUCUGGCGUGUCAAAUUUUGCAGAUCCUGCGGCCUACCAUCCUUUAACUUUCAGCCUCUGUGAAAACCUUGACGCUUAGGGUCAGUGAGUGGCCAGAGUUGGAGAUUUGGAAAGAGCUCUCCUAGAUUGUGUUUGAUCCGCCAGCGCCAUGCUUGUCCGUUAUCCUCUUUGCUCUGCUCUGUUCUGAGCAAAGCAGGAGGCUUCAGAGUCUCCCAAGUGAGCGGAACACUGAAAAUAUAACGGAAACUCACAAAGCUACACCCACUUAGUAUUGGCAAAACAAAUUGAGGUUCUUUUGAAAGGAAAAUAGCCAUUUAAGAAGUGAAGAGAUAAACAUUCCAUGCAGUGUUUAUAAUGGACCACCUACGGCGGCUACGCUGGUCACAGUCUCAUCCCCUUACUUCACAAAAAACAGCAUUAUCAUAAUGGAUAUGCUAACAAUAUGUGGACAGGGAAGAUCUCGGCUGGCUGGUCACAGUCUCAUCCCCUUACUUCACAAAAAACAGCAUUAUCAUAAUGGAUAUGCUAACAAUAUGUGGACAGGGAAGAUCUCGGCUGGUUCUGAAACCUGUUCCCUCAAGGGGGUGAAGUCCCAGCCACCACCCUCUCUUUCCUACCAAAUAAAGUUCACUUAGUUUUGUCCUGUGAUACAUCAAUUUAGAAGCAUUCUGUUCUUGGCCUUUACUUUUUUUUUUUUAGUUUCUUAUGGAAUAUUUAGGACUAGACUAGCAUGCAAUAAUGGAUUGUUUUCUUACUGCCAAUGCCUUGAACAACCAAAAAAUACUGGCAAUAGUGAAAAGAGACCCAUUCUCUCUCUUUUUUUUUUUCAUUUAUCUCAAAUUUGCCAAUUUCAGUGUUGGUGUUUUGAGGACGUUCACAUAUGUGUUUUUCAGAAACCAGGACACUGUCAUUCUUACCAAAUUUUGAAGUUCAGCAGUCAUCCCUAUUUACAACUUAACACCAUCAUUGAAACCUCAGUUAUAGCAAUGGAGUUGAAGGUAAGCAUGAAUUAGACCAAUGUCUGAGUUAAAGAAUAUUUAUGAAAAAAAAGAUUUAUUUUUCUUGAGUUACUAAAGCAACCUAAUAGCUAGCUGAGAAGACCUGUUUUAUAAGUAAGCAUUGUAAUUAGUAUGUAAAGUGUAUGCAAUAGUAUUGCUAAAAGGUUCUUAAAAAUAGUUAUGUUUUCUUAAACAGGCUAAACAUCUGUCCUACAAUUUUGUUUGUUCUACCAAUUUGCUUUUCUAUUUUUACCACCAAGAAUGAACCAGUUCGGCUCUGAUCACAAUAAUCAUUUUUCAAUUAGUCAGGUCCAGAUUCAUGAGAUUCCCCCCCCCAUUAGUGCCAUUUUCUAAAUACGCAGACAAAUAUGGAAUGGAAUGGUAUUUUGUUGCUAUCCAAAAUAUAACCAAGAGGAUGAAAGUUGUUUUAUCAUUGAUGUCUCUACUGAUUCAAUUUAAAAAGGAAAAAAUAAAAAAUACCAGAACUGUAGGAAUUCAGUAGGCCUAAGUAA